Pteropus alecto (black flying fox) is the source of this 2449-nucleotide messenger RNA. RefSeq names its product zinc finger protein 512 (gene ZNF512). The transcript has 14 exons. Gene Ontology annotation, molecular function: zinc ion binding. NCBI's taxonomy places the organism in Eukaryota, Metazoa, Chordata, Mammalia, Chiroptera, Pteropodidae. The record is from RefSeq and is a predicted model, not a curated record. Bases 128 to 1831 code for a protein of 567 amino acids.
CGGAAGUAGACGUUCGGAACGGAGCUCGGCGGCGCCGACUCCACAUCCGGGAGAAAAGACGAGAGCGGAAGUGGCGUUGGUCUGGCCGGAGUCCUUGGGUGAAUUUGUUAGGCGUGGAGAGGGAGUAAUGUCUUCCAGACUCGGUGCAGUACCCGCCACUCCGGGACCCACAUCCUUUAAACAGAAGAGGAACACGAGGAUCGUGAGAGCCAAGAAUAGCAGGACCCAGUGCUCCAUAAAGGAUAACAGUUUCCAGUACACUGUCCCUCAUGAUGACUCCUUAAGUGGCUCAUCAUCUGCCUCUUCGUGUGAACCAGUGAGUGAUUUUCCAGCAUCUUUCCGAAAAUCUACCUACUGGAUGAAGAUGAGAAGGAUCAAGCCAGCUGCUACUUCCCAUGUUGAAGGGUCAGGUGGAGUAUCAACCAAAGGAAAAAGGAAACCCAGGCAGGAAGAAGAUGAAGACUAUCGAGAAUUUCCUCAGAAGAAGCAUAAGCUCUAUGGGAGGAAGCAACGGCCUAAAACUCAGCCUAAUCCCAAAUCCCAGACUCGUCGUAUUCGGAAGGAACCACCAGCCUAUGCAGCAGGCAGUUUAGAGGAGCAAUGGUACUUAGAAAUCGUGGAUAAAGGCAGUGUCUCCUGUCCUACCUGCCAGGCAGUGGGGAGGAAGACCAUAGAGGGCUUAAAGAAACACAUGGAAAACUGCAAACAGGAAAUGUUUACUUGCCAUCACUGUGGGAAACAACUUCGUUCACUGGCAGGGAUGAAGUAUCACGUCAUGGCAAAUCAUAAUAGUUUGCCCAUUUUGAAGGCUGGAGAUGAAAUAGAUGAGCCGAGUGAGAGGGAGCGGCUCCGAACAGUUCUAAAGAGACUGGGAAAGCUCAGGUGCAUGCGUGAGAGUUGCUCUAGUAGCUUCACCAGCAUCAUGGGAUAUCUGUACCAUGUCAGAAAAUGUGGCAAAGGGGCUGCAGAACUGGAGAAGAUGACUCUGAAGUGUCACCACUGUGGAAAGCCAUAUAGAUCGAAGGCUGGACUUGCAUAUCACCUGAGAUCAGAGCAUGGGCCUAUCCCCUUCUUUCCAGAAUCAGGACAGCCAGAGUGCUUAAAGGAGAUGAGCUUGGAGCCAAAGAGUGGGGGCCGAGUUCAGAGGCGUUCUGCCAAGAUAGCUGUAUACCACCUGCAGGAGCUGGCCUCUGCUGAACUGGCCAAGGAAUGGCCUAAGAGGAAGGUUCUUCAGGAUCUGGUACCUGAUGAUCGGAAGUUAAAAUAUACUCGCCCUGGGCUACCUACGUUCAGCCAGGAAGUACUACAUAAGUGGAAGUCGGAUAUCAAGAAGUAUCAUCGCAUUCAGUGUCCUAACCAGGGUUGUGAGGCUGUCUACAGUAGUGUAUCUGGCCUUAAGGCUCACCUGGGCUCUUGUACAUUGGGGACCUUUGUGGCUGGAAAAUACAGGUGUCUUCUGUGUCAAAAAGAAUUUGUGUCAGAGAGUGGUGUCAAGUAUCACAUAAACUCUGUUCAUGCUGAGGAUUGGUUUGUUGUAAAUCCAACAACAACCAAAAGCUUUGAAAAGCUGAUGAAGAUAAAGCAGCGGCAGCAAGAAGAAGAAAAGCGGAGGCAGCAGCACAGGAGCAGAAGGUCUCUAAGAAGGCGGCAGCAGGCUGGCAUCGAGCUGCCUGAGGCAGAGCUGAGUCUUAGAGUAGGGAAGGAUCAGAGGAGGAGCAAUGAGGAACUGCUAGUGUCGACCUCCUGUAAGGAACCAGGGCAGGAGCCAUUGCCAGCACAGUCCCAGAAAGUAAAGCCCCCAAAGACUAAUCAUAAACGAGGAAGGAAAUAGGCAGGCAGUGUGAAAGCACUCCUGGGAGAGUGGAUGUGAUGCUGUUGUCACGGGGACCUGUGCUGAGAGGACUGAGUCAUGGGGGCUAAGUGAAGAGAAGUGUACUCUUUCAGCCAUUUGUGUAAGGCUAUGACUUUCUCAGCUCCUUCCUCUUGUAUAAAUUUCACUGUUUUCCCUACUUAUUCACUCUGACCCCCACUCCCACCCUUUUCGCUAGGUUUUCCCGCUAUUCCUCAUUGAAGUCUUCUUGUUUUUCUCUUAUCUUGCCCAAAGAGCUCCCUCUUAAGGCCAACUGUAGGCCCCUCUUGUCCUAUACAAGACUAAGAAACCUAUUUGGUUGUCCUUCUCUUCCUGGGGCAUAUAAUAUUUUUGGAAGCUCCAUUGAUUUAGUAGUCAUACUCUGUCAUCUAGCUUAUAAAACAAUUCCGUUAAUUUUUAAAAACCAUACUGAUUAAUCAUUUUGUAUUUGUGAUAUAAUAAGCCUAGAAGCUGGAAAUGUCACUCAUAUGAUAAGGUAACCCUGUCUCUUUGGGAAGCAAACUUUAUGGAGGCUGUUUGUUCUCAAUAUGGUUUUAGGAUUGAAAGUAAGUAAAUGGACUUAGGAAGAAAAAGCUAGAA